Colletotrichum chrysophilum is the source of this 489-nucleotide messenger RNA. RefSeq names its product translation initiation factor eIF5A (gene ANB1). Gene Ontology annotation, biological process: positive regulation of translational termination; positive regulation of translational elongation. Gene Ontology annotation, molecular function: RNA binding; ribosome binding; translation elongation factor activity. Bases 1 to 489 code for a protein of 162 amino acids. Lineage: Eukaryota; Fungi; Ascomycota; Sordariomycetes; Glomerellales; Glomerellaceae. The transcript is spliced from 4 exons. The record is from RefSeq and is a predicted model, not a curated record.
AUGGCCGACGACUCUCAGCAUGAUCACACCUUCGAGUCCGCCGACGCCGGCGCGUCUGCCACCUACCCCAUGCAGUGCUCUGCUCUGAGGAAGAACGGUCACGUCGUCAUCAAGGGCCGCCCUUGCAAGAUCGUCGACAUGUCUACCUCCAAGACUGGCAAGCACGGUCACGCCAAGGUUCACUUGGUCGCCAUCGACAUCUUCACUGGCAAGAAGCUUGAGGAUCUCUGCCCCUCCACCCACAACAUGGACGUCCCCAAUGUCCAGCGCCGCGAGUACCAGCUCCUUGACAUCUCCGACGAUGGUUUCCUUUCCCUCAUGAACGACGACGGUGACACCAAGGACGACGUCCGCGUCCCCGACGGCGAGAUUGGCGACAAGAUCAACAAGCUUUUCAAGGUUGACGAGAAGGACACCAACGUUGUCAUUCUCACUGCCAUGGGUGAGGAGGCUGCCGUUGAGGCCAAGGAGGCCCCCAAGCAGGCUUAA